AACAUCCGGGCUUUUGUGACGCGCAUGACAGCCGUUGUAAAACUCAAGACGACAGUAAAUACCAAAGAGAAGCAGACGGUCCGUCAACAAAUACAUGUAUCUGUCAGACACAGAAGAGGGGGUAUUCGCCAUUUAAAACCUCACAGGGGUCUAUACAUGUACAAACAUGAUGUCUCACCAUCAUUAAAUGGUGAAACAUUGAAAUCCAGACAGUUUCACUCUUCCAGCCAGAAGUCUCUUCAUCACCACCUUGGCACUUAACAUAUGUUUUUACAUGAAGAGGGGCGAGAAACCCGAGGGAUACAGACAAAUGCGACCCAAGACGUUCCCUGCAAGCAAUUACAGCGGCAAUAGUCAACAAAUGCUGCAGGAGAUCCGAGAGAGCCUGCGGAACCUCUCCCGGCCGCCAGAUGCUCUCAAAACCGACGUGAGCGUCGGGAAGGGACCGCCGGACGAUCCCAGACAACAAGGGCGCAGCAACAACCCCAGGAACCCCCACCAUCACAGAGCACUGCAGGAGAUCCGCAGGUCACUCAUGCCAUUUGCUAAUGAAACUACCUCCAGUGGACACGCUUCAGAUAUCAACAGACACAUGCUGCAGGAGCUGCAGGAUGCUGGCUUUGAUGAGGAGAUGGUGGUUCGUGCUCUGAAGCAGACGAACAGUCAUAGCGUGGAGGCAGCCAUAGAGUACAUCAGUAGGAUGAACUUCCAGGAGCCUGCGAGGGAGCAGAUAACAGCCGCUGCAGCCCGGCCUGUCAACACGGCCAUAAAACAAGCAGGUCCAUCCCAAAUUCCACCGACAGUGUUGCGGCGCCAAAGCUGGAAGGGUUCAAAGGAGUCUCUGGCCCCACAGCGACACAGUGCUCUAAUGACUGAUGGCAUGAUUUACCGUCCCAGUAGCCCUGGACCUCAAAGCGACCUCUCACGGCCUGCUACCUUUCCUCAAAAUCUUGCCUCUGCAGCCAGCGGUCAACGAGUGAAUCCUCCCCUCCCACGGCAGGUGCGUAGCAUCACUCCUCCUCCCUCCUCAUGGGACUCCAAUCCCUCAACCAAGCGGUAUUCUGGGAACUUGGAUUACCUGGUGCCUCGGCUCUCUCCUGUGCCUCAGGGGCCCCGACCCGAUGGCUAUAUAAACCCUCCGUCCCAGGCGCAGCGAGGGAUCAGUCCAGUACCUGUGGGUCGGCAGCCCAUCAUCAUGCAAAACUCCGGGGGCAACAAGUUCACCUUCCCUCCAUCUUGGCCCCAGAAUGGCAGCAUACAAAGCGAGUAUGUGGGCAUUAAUAGCAGUGGCCGCCAGCCACCACCACCUCCGUAUCCCAUGCACCAGACUAACAGACAGAGUCCCACGGCCCAGCAGAUGCAAUCCAGCGCACUUGCUUCACCCUCAAAUGGAGCCAACCUUCCCCCAAGCAUGCUGGUGCCCAACCGCAAUAGCCACAACCUUGAUAUGUACAACCUUGGGGUAUUACCCCAGGUCAGACCUCCUGUGCAGCAGCCUCAGACUUCCCCCGGUCACAGCACCAAUCAGGACGUUCCUUCGUCAUGGCCCCACAGCGUUCCAGGGCGCUCCAACUCCUUCACCAAUGCCCAGCCCAGUGGACGUCAGUGCCCGUCUGUGCCCAGCUCUCAACCCUCCGGCACAACCGUCACCACCAUUACACAGGCUCCCAUUUUGCAGCCGGUAAAGAGUAUGCGAGUGCAGAAGCCAGAGCUGCACACGGCCGUGGCCCCUACACACCCACCAUGGAUGCAGCAGCAGCCUCCGCCCUCUGCUUAUCAAGAUCCGUCUGCUUCCAUAGCUGCCCCCGAAGUCCCGAGCUACCAAGGCCCACCUCCGCCUUACCCUAAACACCUGCUACAGCAGCAGCCUCCACCGGGGUACGACACCAACCCCGGUCCAAAACCCAGCAACAAGGAGGAGGACGGGGUGGACAACGACAAUGACACGGACAGCACCUGCUCCAGCGAGCGCGCUGAGGGCUCUGAGGAGCGCGAGAAGAAACAGAUCACGACAUCUCCCGUGCCGGUGCGGCGUUGUAAACGCGACGAGGAGCGCAAGGGGGAAAGCAGAGUUCCCAUGUACUCCCCGCAGGCUUUCAAGUUCUUCAUGGAGCAGCAUGUGGAGAACAUCCUGAAGAACCACCAGCAGAGGAUCCGGAGGAAGAAGCAGUUGGAGAGCGAGAUGCAGAGGGUGGGACUUUCAAAUGACGCACAGGAGCAGAUGCGCAUGAUGCUGUGCCAGAAAGAAUCCAACUACAUCCGCCUCAAGCGCAAAAUGGACAAAUCCAUGUUCGAGAAGAUCAAGACUUUGGGAAUCGGGGCGUUUGGAGAAGUGUGUUUGGCUCGGAAAGUGGACACGGGAGCGCUGUAUGCCAUGAAGACCCUCCGUAAAAAAGAUGUCCUGUUGCGGAACCAGGUGGCCCAUGUGAAAGCUGAGCGGGAUAUUCUCGCUGAAGCUGAUAAUGAGUGGGUCGUCCGCUUGUACUACUCGUUUCAGGAUAAAGAUAACUUGUAUUUUGUGAUGGACUACAUCCCUGGCGGGGACAUGAUGAGUCUUUUGAUCAGAAUGGGCAUUUUCCAAGAGGGCUUGGCUCAGUUUUACAUCGCAGAGCUGACAUGUGCUGUGGAAAGCGUCCACAAAAUGGGUUUCAUCCAUCGAGACAUCAAACCUGACAACAUCCUAAUUGAUCGUGAUGGACAUAUUAAACUGACAGACUUUGGCCUGUGCACUGGCUUCCGAUGGACUCACGACUCCAAAUACUACCAAAGCGGUGAUCAUGUGCGUCAGGACAGUAUGGACUUCAGUAAGGACUGGGAAGACAGUGCUAACUGUCGCUGUGGAGACCGAUUGAAGCCACUGGAGCGCAGAGCCGCUAGACAACAUCAGCGCUGCUUGGCACAUUCAUUGGUGGGCACUCCCAAUUACAUCGCCCCUGAGGUUCUGCUGCGCACAGGUUACACGCAGCUCUGUGAUUGGUGGAGUGUGGGUGUUAUCCUCUAUGAGAUGGUAGUCGGUCAGCCUCCUUUUCUGGCAACAGCUCCUCUUGAGACCCAGAUGAAGGUGAUAAACUGGCAGACGGCUCUACACAUCCCCCUGCAGGCCAAGCUGAGUCCGGAGGCCACCGACCUGAUCCUGAAGCUCUGCCGUGGCCCGGAAGACCGGCUUGGGAAAAACGGAGCCGAUGAGAUUAAAGCCCAUCCCUUCUUCAAAAGCAUCGACUUCUCCACAGACCUGCGGCAGCAACACCAUGCGCCUUACAUCCCCAAAAUCACACACUGCACUGACACCUCUAACUUUGACCCCGUUGACCCCGACAAACUCUGGAGCGACGAUGCUGACGGCAACCAUAACGACACACUCAACCGCUGGUUCAAGAACGGCAAGCACCCGGAGCACGCCUUCUACGAGUUCACCUUCCGCCGCUUCUUCGAUGAUAACGGCCACCCGUACAGCUGUCCCAAGCCCAUCGAGUGCGAGGAUUAUGACGGGGAGGAGGACGAGCCGGUCAACCCGUCGAAGGGCUUGGGGCCAGAACAGGGGCGGGAUUUAGUCUAUGUUUAAUGUGAAUGUGUGUGUUCGGGUGGAAACUAACCCAGGAAUCAAAAGAAACCAACCAGAAAUUAUAUUUUGCAUGAGCAUAAAUAAAGCCAGCCUGUAAUGUAGGACCAUUCAUAUCAGCAAUUUGAGUUCAUUUCAAACCUCAAUUUCUCAUUACUGUAAUGCAAACAAAUAUAUUUAAUAAUGAUAAUUGACGAUUGUACAUCAUGGUAGUAUUUUUAUUUAUUUUUCGCUGCCUUUAUGCUGAUGUGAAAAAAUGACGCAUGACUUUGUCAUUUUUUUAUGUCAUUAAAAUGAUUACAGUAAAGCAAAUCGCCAUUUAAAACAGCGCAAAUGACAAAUUCAGAAGUAAAACAUUUGAACGUAACAGGAAUUUUGAGGGAAAAUGCCUUUAAUUCUCAGGAACAUAGCAACAAUUUGAAAUGCUCUAAAAAUGGGCUUGAUUUUUAAUAUGCAAAAUAUAAUUUCUUCUUUCUUUUGAUUUGUGGGUAACAUCGGGGCAUAUUUUCACAAGACGGACCUGUGUAGGAUGUGAGUGUGUUUUUAUAUGUUUGUGUGUUUGUUUUCUCUCUUCCAUCUUUGGUGGUGACUGGUGGAGUCUGCCUUGACACUUUGUGCUGUAUUUAUUAUUUUUCGUUCAGGAUGCACUUGUCUGGUGCCUUUUAAACAACCGAGAAUCUGAUGAUGCAGUGGAGCUCUGUAUUUUUACUCCUCUUUAAUUUAUUUAAAGACUUUUUUAAUGGUAGCUGAAACGAGUCGAGUAUUUUCUUCCUGAAAUGAUGAUUUUAUUUAUGAUUGUGUGGAUUUGUUUCUCAUUCUGAGCGGCACAGGGCACUAGACUGCACAGGGACUUCGAUUUUACACUUUCUUUCACCAAAACUAUGAGGGAGCUCAUCGUGUGUGCUGGUAAAUUUAGCCGACCGUUCGUUAUAUAAGUUCCCAAGAAAAAAAAACAUUGUAAAUUGUUGCUCUGUGUAUUUUUUUUUAUUUAUACACACAGAAUUUGUAUAUAUAAGUUAUGCAGUGUAAAUUAGCCUAGUACUUUACUCCCUUUUCGUAGUCCCGAAGGUUUAGGAAAGAAACCAUGGGCUAGAUCCUGUUCUGUUCCACAAAACACUACAGUACAUAUCACUACAGAUCCUGAGCAAAACACUUUUGAGAACCCCUGCUCUGGUUUCUCUCCUUGUUACGAAGAGAUUUUGCUGUGUCACUACCAAAGCCUUCUGUUUUCUGCAAGAACGGUCUCCUGGCGUCAUUGUUUUAGUAUUUUAUUUUUCUGAAAUCUCUCUAAUAUCCUGUGCAUCUCACAAUGUAAUAAGGAAAUCCUUUUCUUGAUUAAGCUGGUGGUCUUAUUCCCAGGAAAAGCAUCUGUAGCUACUUUGAGUGUAAAUUUGCCUUGAAUGGGAGAAAGGAUGGGGUGGCAAUAAAUAAAAGGUCUUAAGCACAAACCACA
This is a messenger RNA of Onychostoma macrolepis, 5012 nucleotides long. RefSeq names its product large tumor suppressor kinase 1 (gene lats1). Gene Ontology annotation, biological process: G1/S transition of mitotic cell cycle; positive regulation of apoptotic process; regulation of organ growth. Lineage: Eukaryota; Metazoa; Chordata; Actinopteri; Cypriniformes; Cyprinidae. The record is from RefSeq and is a predicted model, not a curated record. Gene Ontology annotation, molecular function: ATP binding; protein serine/threonine kinase activity; protein binding.